ACAAAUAUAUAUAAUAAAUCUGAUAAAUAACUAAUCAAUAUAGAAAUAUCUUUUAUUCAACGCAUUUAAUAUCUUUUUGUGCACUCUAAUGAGAUGCUGCGGUUUAAAUAUGUAAGGAUGAUUAUUAAUUAUAUAGAACACAAAGUUAAUAACAACACAAAAUUGCAAAAGAAUGUUUGUGUGUUUAAAAAAAGAUAUAUUUGUAUAUAAUAAAUAAGUAUGCUAGACACAUGUUGUGCGCAUAUAUAUUUCUGGAGAAAAUCUCAAAUUAACAAAUUAGAAUUUCAAUCAUGUCACUUUUUGUAGUAAUUACAUAUGUUUUAGUUUUGUACUAAAGCAAAUAAAAUGUUCUUAAAAAUUCAGUCUUUUUACAAAAAAUCGAUCUAUUUGAAGUUUUAUGAAAAGACUGUUUCUUUUUUUUAAGUUAUCAGCCGGUUUUUCACGCACAUGCGCGUCAAAGUAUAGUGUAAGAACAUCUGUGUGUAUUUUUAAAAAUUAUCAUUUCUUAUUUUGUCAAUAGUUUCUUUGAAAUAUUUAAAUUUAUAUGUACAUAUAUUGAGCAAUAUUAAGUUAUUUAUUCAUUUUGAUAUAUACAUAUAUAUGGCAUAUAUCAUAGUUCUAUUGUGCGUGCACACAAAAAAACCGGCCUGACCUAAUGUUAUCGGGAGAGGCAUGCUAGAAGCGCACAAAGAAACGCGAUUAGAAAAAAAAAAAAAAAAAAAAAACAUUAUCGACUGUUCAGCGCGCGAGGAGGACAGAAAGAGAGAGAGUAAUAAGCAUAACUACGCGCCAUCAGCAGUCAGCUGAUUCGACAGCGUCUCGUCGCGAUACAGCAAUUAUUGUAUUGGUUUGACUUUGGCGAUGCUAGAUUACACACGUCUGGCUAUUUAUCGCCCAUGAGAUGCUGAGAUUCCGGAAAUUAUUUCCACAACCCUGCUCAAUUAUCGCAAUGGUGCACGUAGGAGCGCUCCCUGUUUAAAAAUAUAAAGACUGCACCGAGAAGAUCGUGGAAAACGCAAUUAAAGAAGCAUCAAUGUACGCGAAAUAUAACGUGGAUGGAAUACUGAUCGAAAAUAUGCACGACAUUCCCUACGUUAGGCAGAGAGAUCUGUCACCGGAAAUCACAGCUAUGAUGACAAGAAUUUGUCUAGAAGUUAAAAAAAAUGUGCCGCAAAAUAUCGCAUGUGGCGUUCAGAUUCUCGCAGGAUGCAACAAGGAAGCGAUCGCGGUUGCCAAGGCUGCAGGAUUGCAAUUUAUCAGAGCCGAAGGAUUCGUCUUCUCCCACAUGGCCGAUGAAGGCUUUAUUGAUGCAAAUGCCGGAACUUUAUUGAGAUACAGAAGACAGAUUGACGCAGACAACAUUCUCGUUUUUGCUGAUGUCAAGAAAAAACACAGCUCGCACGCAAUUACUUCCGACGUGAGCUUAUUGGAGACGGUUAAAGCUGCGGAAUUUUUUUUAGCCGACGGCGUUAUAUUGACCGGUAAUGCAACCGGAGAGGAAGUAAACGUAAGGGAUCUUUCAGAAGUGCGAGAGCGCGUCGUCUCGAGGCUACCGUUGCUGAUCGGCUCGGGCGUGACGUUGGACAACGUAGAUAAUUAUGCGAAUGUAGCGGACGCGCUGAUUGUGGGAUCGCACCUGAAGACGGCUGGCCGAUGGGAGAAUGCGCCCGACCCGGAGAGAGUCCAAGCCUUUGUCGGACAUUUAAAAAGACAACAGCGCCUAUGACAACUGACAACACGCGAUUCUGUAGCCAGCGCGCGAGGGAGCCAGCCAGAAACCGGCAGCUGUUCGACCAGCUGAGCGAGCUUCCACCUUCGAUUGGCUCUGCCGCCGUCAGGGCUGAAUAUCACGCAUUUGCGAAGCUGGCGCUUUGGUGCCUCCGAAAAUCGCAACGGCA
Messenger RNA from Formica exsecta, 1898 nucleotides. RefSeq lists its product as uncharacterized. The record is from RefSeq and is a predicted model, not a curated record. NCBI's taxonomy places the organism in Eukaryota, Metazoa, Arthropoda, Insecta, Hymenoptera, Formicidae. The transcript is spliced from 6 exons.